CGACAUUCAUAUGCCACACGAGCAUUGAUAUCAACCCGGUCUCUCCAGUCCGGGCUUGGACUCGGAACGAACCGUCGUUAAUGGUUCCGUCAUCUGAUCCGUGAGGUCUUCUAUCAACUCCUUAUUGGACGAUCUGCGAUCAACUUCAAUGCCUCGCGCACCUUUGAUUCCGAGCACGCAACCGCUCGUGAUACGGUGCUGUCACAACAUCUGGCAUUCGGCCCUGUCAAACGUUGUCUAGCCUGCCUACUGGAGUAUAAAAGCUCUCAAGAGCUUAUGAGAACAAUGUGGCUCGCCUCGCUUCCUCUCACUCAAAUUCUAAUUGGUGCGCCGCGCACUGCACCAUGGCCACGACCUCGCGCCAGAGUGUGCACCAUACUGUCUCCGAAAAGACGCAUGAAACAGGCUCGGACUCCCAUGGCUCGGACUCGGGAGACGACAUUCGCGCUGCUGUACCCGCUCUGCGUGGACGUCGACUGAUAAUGGCUCUCACCUUUGUGUCGGGCACCAACUUCAUUCUGUUUGGUUAUGACCAAGGCGUAAUGUCUGCCCUGCUCACUGCAAACCAGUUCGAGAAGGUGUUUCCUCAGGUGGUGGACGAUGGCCCUUCCAACCAUGCUACUUUGCAGAGCUUCAUUGUGGCGGUUUACGAAAUCGGCUGUCUAUUCGGCGCCUUGUCAAACUUGUGGCUAGGCGAUAAGCUUGGCAGGAGGAAGACGAUCUACCUCGGCAGCGUGAUCGUGAUAAUUGGUGCGAUACUGCAGGCUACGUCGUUCACUUUCACGCAGAUGGUCGUCGCCCGUAUCGUGUCGGGCCUAGGCAUCGGAUUGAACACAUCUACUGUUCCGUCAUAUCAGGCCGAGUGCUCGCCUGCCGCGAGCAGAGGUACUUACAUGGUAAUGCAAUGCGGAGUGUCCACGCUCGGCCUGAUGACCUCCGUGCUGAUGAGCAACCUUCGUACGAAUAAGUGGAUAGACUUCGGCUUCUACUGGCUGACCGGUUCAUCCGCCCAAUGGCGAGUGCCCAUUGCGCUACAAAAUGUCCUGGCAUCAAUGAUGAUUGUCGGCAUCGCAUUCCUACCCGAAUCUCCGCGGUGGCUUGCAAAGCAUGGUCGCGAUGCGGAUGCGCUAGCAGUGAUCUCUGCUUUGGAAGACAAGGUUUACACAAGCGAGCCUGUCCAGCUCACCUAUCAUGGUAUCCGUGAGGCUAUCGCUGUCGAGUCUCAUGUCGGGCCGUCGAACAAGUCGCCCCUCCAAGAGGUCUUCACGAACGGCCCUUCGCAAAACUUCCGGCGAACAUCCAUUGCUGUGCUUUGCCAGUGCUUCCAGCAGAUCUCCGGGCAGAACAUGAUAACAUACUUUGCUACGAUCGUCUUCCAACGCCUUGGAUUUAACGAUGUGAAAUCGCGCAUUAUGGCCGCCGCCAACGGCACUGAGUUUUUCUUAGCGAGCUUCAUCGCCGUCGGCCUCAUAGACCGUGUUGGUCGUCGGCCACUCAUGCUAUUUGCGACCACCGGGCAAUCUAUCACGAUGGUCGUCCUCGCUGUACUCGGCAGCAUCAACACUUCACGAUGUCAAAUCGCGUCGGCAGUGUUGAUGUUCGUGUUCAACACCUUUUUCGCGAUCGGUUGGCUGGGCAUGACUUGGCUGUAUUGCGCUGAGAUUGUCGGUUUGCGCAUUCGAGCGCCUGCUAAUGCCUUUAGUACGGCGUCUGUUUGGACGUUCAACUUUGUGGUGGUUAUGAUCACGAGCCCUUCCUUCCACAAUAUCGGCUGGCGAACCUAUAUCGUCUUUGCAUCUCUCAACGCCGCCAUCGUCCCGGUCAUAUACGUUUUCUUCCCUGAGACGGUUGGACGCUCUUUGGAAGACAUGGAUGUCGUUUUUGCCUUGGCUUACACUGAAGGAGUCUCCCCAGUGGCGGUCUCGCUAAGGAAAGACGUGCCGCUGGCUGGUACCCCGGAGGCGGAUGCAAUUCUCGGCGUCCGUCCUGAGGAGCGCAUUCAAAAUGUAGAGGAUGUCCCAUUCAAAGAAUAGACAGGUGGGGACCGUGGCUCAACGUCCCCAUUAGUGAUGAUCUGCUGCAAGGCGUUUAUGCGACGAGCAUUCGCACGCGCGUCCUGUAUGCUUUAUGAAAUGUGGAUGGAUUGGUAGGACGAAGUGCGUUGUGUGGAUAGUUUUGCACGACUUGUCUUAUCUACAUGACCAAGCGUUCUCCGAAUUGCGUAACACCAGGACCUCUGGAAUUGAAAUGCUGCC
Laetiporus sulphureus 93-53 is the source of this 2255-nucleotide messenger RNA. RefSeq names its product general substrate transporter. Gene Ontology annotation, cellular component: membrane. The transcript is spliced from 16 exons. The record is from RefSeq and is a predicted model, not a curated record. Gene Ontology annotation, molecular function: carbohydrate:proton symporter activity. Bases 345 to 2033 code for a protein of 562 amino acids. Gene Ontology annotation, biological process: carbohydrate transport; transmembrane transport. NCBI's taxonomy places the organism in Eukaryota, Fungi, Basidiomycota, Agaricomycetes, Polyporales, Laetiporaceae.